Molecule: messenger RNA, 3169 nt
Organism: Camponotus floridanus (Florida carpenter ant)
Lineage: Eukaryota; Metazoa; Arthropoda; Insecta; Hymenoptera; Formicidae
Product: photoreceptor-specific nuclear receptor
Exons: 9
Coding region: 493-2097 (534 amino acids)
Biological process (GO): cell differentiation; anatomical structure development; positive regulation of transcription by RNA polymerase II
Molecular function (GO): zinc ion binding; nuclear receptor activity; RNA polymerase II cis-regulatory region sequence-specific DNA binding
Source: RefSeq, a predicted model, not a curated record
GACGACGACGCCGACGUCAUCCGCGGGUAACGGCGAUUCGCCGCCGAGAUCCCGGAUCGGGACGCCGCAGACGUCAUACGCCAAUCUGACAUCGACGAACGAUCGUUCCGCUCACGCGUCGAUCUCGGGGCUGAACGUCAAUCUCGAGAGCGCGAACGCAGUAUCAGCUCGAUCCCUCCUCAUCAAGUAUCUCCUCAUCUUGCAUUUAGCGUCGGUCUAGAUCACGCAUCGUGGCUUUCACAAGCUUCCUCGGAGUCGCCGAGGUGCUUUUCGUGUCGCUAAUAUCGGUGGUGAUCGCUCGGAGAACUAAAUGAUCCUAGAUCGAAUCGAGUCGAGCGAUUAAAGGAUUUGGUGAUUCGUAGAUUAAAGAGGGUGGAGAAGUCAGUGAUCGCACAAGAAGUGACUUACGUGCCACAGUGCGAGUACGCUAAAACCUGGAGUUAUCCUAGCGCGUUUGAUAUCGGCCUGAUAACGAAUGAUCGAGGAGGCACGAUGAACGGGGCAGCAACGGUCACGGCCUCCGAAGAUCAUCAGCAUCAGCACCAACAAGCGCAGAAUGAAACGACGUCGGAGCAUCCACGGAGUCCUGCCAGUCCGCUGAGCGUUAGACACGAUUCCGGCGAGAGCAGUGUCAUUUCCCCAGGCCUGCCGGAGCGUUACAGUCCUCUGGGAGCGACGGGAUCCACAUCCAGCCACGAUCCUUACGCCUCCCGGUCGGUCCAGGAAUGUCCGGUGCCCCUCUGCAGAGGGAUGCCGACGGACUUCCCUCUGGCCAGGUCACCAUACCUGACCGCGCUGGGGAACGGCCAUCCGCACUUGCUCGGCCAGGUGCAGCAUCAGCAACAGCAGCAGCAGCAGCAAUCGCAGCAGCCGCAACACGGCAGCAAACCGCCGCGAAGCCUCGGGCUAAUUUGCGUGGUCUGCGGUGACACCAGCUCCGGGAAACAUUACGGGAUACUCGCCUGCAACGGUUGCAGUGGCUUCUUCAAGAGGAGCGUCAGACGGAAGUUGAUUUACAGAUGUCAAGCUGGUACCGGAAGAUGCGUCGUGGACAAGGCGCAUCGAAAUCAGUGUCAAGCUUGCCGUCUGAAGAAAUGUAUGCAAAUGGGAAUGAAUAAAGAUGCUGUCCAGAACGAACGUCAGCCGAGGAAUACUGCCACCAUUAGACCGGAAGCACUCGUCGAGAUGGACCAAGAAAGGGCGCUGCGCGAAGCCGCCGUCGCCGUGGGCGUCUUCGGACCGCCAGUCUCCUUGGCUAUGGCAAGAUACACUACGCCACUACCUCUACCCACAGUCGCACCGACGACAAACUCUACAAAUAAUACAGCAACACCACCUCGACAAGACAACGAGGACGGAAACGCGUCCGAGGAUAGUAUAGAUGUAACGAACGAGGAGCCAUUGACACCUCAACGAAGUGGAUGCGCGCAGCUUCCACCAAUACUCCCGUCAUUAUAUUCACCUGCGAGUGCCGAAACGGUCUACGAGACCAGUGCGAGGCUGCUCUUCAUGGCCGUUAAAUGGGCGAAAAAUCUUCCCUCUUUCGCUGGCUUGCCAUUCAGAGAUCAGGUAAUAUUGCUGGAAGAGGUCUGGUCGGAGCUGUUCCUCCUCAAUGCGGUUCAAUGGUGUCUGCCACUCGAAUCGUCGCCUCUCUUCAGCGCUGCCGAACUGACGGCUCUGACCCUUUCGCCGCAUCCGCAUCCGCAUUCGGGAUUGCACCUACAAACCACCACGGGUAAACCCAGUCAAGUAGCGGCGGAUGUCAGGCACUUGCACGAUACCCUGCAGAGAUAUAAGGCAGUCAUGGUCGAUCCCGCGGAAUUCGCUUGCAUGAAGGCCAUCGUUCUCUUCCGCCCAGAAACCCGAGGCUUAAAGGACUCCAGUCAAAUUGAGAAUCUGCAGGAUCAGGCACAGUUAAUGUUGGGACAUCACGCGCGCGCUCAACAGCCAAAUAGCCCGGCCCGUUUUGGCAGGUUGCUGUUGUUGCUCCCGUUGCUGCGAAUGGUUCCAGCCUCAAGAGUGGAACUGAUUUAUUUCCAUAGGACUAUCGGCAAUACACCGAUGGAAAAAGUCCUUUGUGACAUGUACAAAAAUUAAAAAUCAUCUCGGACAUCUUUCAGGGAAAUUCCCCGAGAACUAUGAAACUGAUAACGCGAGUUACGCAGGAUUCGAAAGAUUUGACGUUAGAACAAGGGAGGCGGAAUCAAUCACCGAAGAUAGACAGCAAAGACUGGUAAACGACUUUCCUAAGGAUGUAAAAAUCAAAGAGCAAAGCGCGCGCGCUUUGUUCCGACAUGAUCAGGCCUAAGGACGAAGUCCCUUCGAGAUGAUCAUAAGAUAAUAAAUUCGAUUGGCAAGUAUUCCUACCGUACAAACGCGAGGCACAGGAAGAAUGGCGUCGCUAACGAAUAAAACGGCAACUAAAAUCGACCGAGGGGCACUCAAUCGCGGCGUAAAUAUACACAUAGACACAUACAUAUAUAUGUAUUUAUUUAUUAUAGACAUAUAUAUCGGGCGUUAGGCCCGGCACGUUGAUAGAGCGUUUCUUUCGUUUCUCGUAGGAGAUCGAUCGAUCAAUCCGAAAAAAACGGGGAUAUUUCGUUUUUAUUUUUUUUUCUCUUUUAUACCUUGACUUACGUUCGUCGUGAAAUUACCGAAUUAAAGAGGAAAGUGACGGGAGCGAUGAACACGUGUGUAACCUUGCGAUCUGUAACUUUGUGCGAACGUUAUUAAAAAUAUGUGACGCAGGAUUCAAUUAUUUUGUGGAAUAUAUGUUCGUGAAAUCGCAGUGAAAUUAUUUGAAAAAUUAACGCAAUUAAAAUAUUCUUUUCUCCUUUUUACACCUGAACAAAUUUAUACAUCAGAGAUAUGAUUAAUAAACCGUGGAGAUAUAUACUGCAAAAUCAGAAUUAAAUUGCAUUUGGAAAUUAUUCAGGCAGUAAUAUAAAUUCAUAAAAUUUAAUGUUGCAUAAUAUGAUUAAUGAAAGUAAUUUGAUUCACGAAGGUGUGUGAGGAAUUAACUUCUUUUUUUCAGCGCUGUAAAUGAAUGCUCGUCCGCACUUUCUCUGUAUAUUUCGUGUUGUGAUACUAUUCGCUGUAAAAGUCUACGUAUUCUCAAUCGGUGAUAUGUAUUGUAACGAUUACUUGUAAUAAAAGUAAAUCUGAUUAA